AUGGAGUACUGGCAGAUCCUGCCAUUCUUGUUUGCCAUUCGUGACAUCAACCAAGAUCCAUUGCUCUUACCCAACAUCACACUGGGCUACAAUGUCUAUGAGAACUAUUUCAAUGAACGAAUAACUUAUGAUGCCGUGAUAGACCUGCUAUCGUCUGGACAACAGAGCGUUCCAAAUUAUAGCUGUGGGAAGCAGAGGAACCUCUUGGUGGUUCUUGAAGGGGCCAACACUGAAAUUUCCAGCCACAUCUCAAGCAUCUUGGACAUCUACAAAACCCCCCAGAUUGUGCCCAUCUCUAGAUGUACUGAAAAUUGUCACCCUGGAUAUGCCAAACUGACGAGGGAAGGAGAGCAGGCUUGUUGCUAUGAUUGUGCCUUUUGUGCGGAAGGAACCAUCUCCACCCAGGAAGAUGCUGAUCACUGCAUUAAGUGUCCAGAUGAAGAUUACUCCAACAAGGAUCGCACAGAAUGUCUUGCCAAGUCUAUCAGCUACCUCUCCUACAAAGACCCUUUGGGAAUCUGCAUAGCUUUCUUUGCCCUGUUCUUUUCUCUAAUCACAGGAUUUGUCUUAGGCAUUUUUCUUAAAUACCAGGAAACAGCCAUGGUCAAAGCCAACAACCGUGACCUCACCUACAUGCUUCUCGUCUCCCUCCUGCUUUCCUUCUUGUCCUCCUUUUUAUUCAUUGGCCAACCACAGAUGGCAACUUGCCUUCUUCGACAAACCGCUUUCAGCAUCAUCUUCUCAGUGGCUGUCUCAUCCUUGUUGGCAAAAACCAUCAUGGUGGUGGUAGCCUUUAUGGCCACUAAACCAGGAAGCAGGAUGAGGAAAUGGCUGGGGAAGAGUUUGGCCAAAUCCAUCAUCAUUUCUUGCUCUAUUGUUCAAGUGGCCAUUUGUGUAGUCUGGCUAGGAGUCUCUCCUCCGUUUCCAGAUUCCGACAUGAACUCACAUCCUGGGCAGAUCAUAUUGCAAUGCAAUGAGGGGUCUAUGGUCAUGUUUUACAGUGCCCUCGGCUACAUGGGUUUUCUGGCAGCCGUUUGUUUCACUGUGGCUUUCCUGGCCAGGAAGUUGCCAGGGGCUUUCAAUGAGGCCAAGCUGAUCACCUUCAGCAUGCUGGUAUUUUGUAGUGUUUGGGUCUCUUUUGUGCCCACCUAUCUGAGCACCAAAGGAAAAUACAUGGUGGCUGUGCAGCUCUUCUCUAUUUUGUCCUCCAGUCUGGGGUUACUGGGUUGCAUUUUUAUCCCCAAAUGCUACAUUAUACUGUUUAGACCUCACUUGAAUACAAAGAACUUUCUAGUGCUGAAAACUCAAGAUGGCACUUGA
Molecule: messenger RNA, 1320 nt
Organism: Anolis sagrei ordinatus
Lineage: Eukaryota; Metazoa; Chordata; Lepidosauria; Squamata; Anolidae
Source: RefSeq, a predicted model, not a curated record